AUUCUGUUGUAAGUUGGUUGUCCUUAAUUUUUUGGGAGUUGAUAGACAUAAAAUUAAAACAUAUACAGAAAGAUUUCAGUACAGAGAAGCAUCAUGUUUUAUUGAAAACGAGAUCGGAUUUAAGGAACUCUCUGAUUAUUUAAUAAAAGAUAAGAAAACUUUCAUUUGGAAAUGGGGUGCACUUGAAGAUGCAAUACUUAGUUCGGAAAAUAUGAACAGAGAGAUUGCUACUUCGCUUGAGAUUGAUCUUAGUGAUCCUGAACCUUCUAAAAGAUGUAAGAUACUUAAAAAUAAAUUGAAAGAGAGACUAAAUGAAAAGGAAAGAAAAGAGUUUUCUAAACAUCUUAGUGAGGUCGAUGAAAUUAAAAGAUUUCUGGGCUUCAUGGAGGAUGAAGAAAAUAAAAGAAUGCAGAAUCAAGAUAACCUCAAGACAGAGGAUUCGACCGAAAUAAGCAUCGCCGAGCUGAAUGAAAAUUUUGUGAAAUUUUCUUCACUAUUGGUAGCCGAGGGGACAUUUACUCUCAUUAAAAGGAUCAAGCACGAGAUUGCCAAAGACGACACUUGUCCAACGAUUGAUGUAUUCAUUGAAAAAAACAAGCACACACUUUUUCAUCUUUUUGAAAGUAAAAACUGCUGUCAAUGCGAAACAUCUGAAAACAAUUAUCAUAAAGUGAUGUCAUGCGAACAAUGGUCUUGUUUGUUUAAAAAAAAUACAAAGAAAUGUAACAAUUCGAUGCCAGCUGAUCAAUGUUGUUGUCAAUUUAGUGCAGAUUCCAACUUGGAUAUAUCAACCCUAGAUAUAACAUUGCUUUCUCUAAUUUUGCUACACAUUUGUACUCUUGGUAUAGAUGAAAGGGAAGAAGUAAAAAAAAUUCAAAUGCAAGCUACGAGAUAUUUUGAUCCUUCAUCAAUUCCAUAUAUGACUAAUAACGCAUACGUAGAAAACUUCAAUGACACAAGUUUUGCUUUAGAAACUAUAGGAAAAGCAAUAGGAGAUGAAAUGUUUCUUGAAAUAAAAGAAAAAAUUGAAACCUUGGAGGAAACCAAAGUAGCAGAUCUCUGCAGACAUCUCAUUGGUCUUCUUCAACUUCAGAGAAAAACAAAAGGAGAAGACAUGGAAAGAAUAGAGACAGAACUAAGACAAAUUCACAAAAAGAAUAGAAGAGAUUCGGACACUUCCGUUGAAGACAUUUGGAGUUAUGUUCCACAAACGAAGUCGGGGAACAUGUUGUUUUUACUCUGUUUCUUCAUUAAGGCCUUCUGUCUUCUGCGUAAGACCCGUCUUUUAUUCUAUAAAUGAGUGUUGAUUUUUUUCAUUUUUCUUUUUAUCAUUAAGAUCUUUCGUCUCAAAUGGAAGACCUUAUUGUUUUCGUUCAGUAUCUUUUUCCCUAUCAUUA
Saccostrea cuccullata (small rock oyster) is the source of this 1397-nucleotide messenger RNA. RefSeq lists its product as uncharacterized. Lineage: Eukaryota; Metazoa; Mollusca; Bivalvia; Ostreida; Ostreidae. The transcript is spliced from 3 exons. The record is from RefSeq and is a predicted model, not a curated record. Bases 212 to 1300 code for a protein of 362 amino acids.